AUGCAGUCUUCACGUAGCCACAACAAUCUGGCUGACUUGCCCAGCGCGCUCGAGAACCUCAACCUUGAGUCACGAACCGCUGCCUCCACACCAGCACCUAGACACAAACUUGGUAACACAACCCUCCUGCUGGUAUUCUUUGAAAUCACUAACUCUUGCUCAGCAGGAUCAUCUCGAAGCUCGUUGCUGACGCCACCUGUGGACGCUAAUUCAGACUCCUUCCCCGAUAUCCAGCAUGCAAAGAACAAUGGCGGCAAAGAUCGAACUAUCUAUCUCGAGUCAAAGUCAGAUGACGAUGUCUUUGGAGGUGGUGCCAAGUUGCAGUCCGACACCAGCGAUCGAUCCACAGCAGCAGUACCUGAAGACACUAUUUCUCCUACCACGAAGAUCACCCCUCGAUCCGACCGCUUGACCGAACCUAUCACUCCUGAGAAUGCUCAAGGACUCCUUCCGCACGAGGCUUGUGUGUUUGUUGCAAAGUACGUAUGGCCAUAUGUGAAGGAGGACAAUAGCUUACCAAGACUAGUCUUUCUGUACACCGCACUGAUGCGCAGCUCGAAGAAUCAGUUCGCCAGCUUUUCGAAGAAUACGGCCCCUGCAUCAUCAAGAUUCGACGAGACAGACACAAGCAUCCCUUCGCGAUUGUGCAGUACUAUCAAGAACAUCGAGGAUGCCUCCCGAGCCAUCGAAGAGGGCCGUGACAUGAUCGUGGAUGAUCGGAAGGUUCGUACUGAGCGCUCGGCAGCCCGAUGUGAGUAUAUCCUCCGAACCGGUGACACCGGCUUAUCUUCUGGGUCAGGCACGGUCAUCCUCAGUCGAGUUGGUGGUGGUUCUGUUUCCAAGCAAGAAGCUCAAGAGGAGCUCGGUCCCUUCGGCGCCAUCUCAGAGACGAGUCCGACUACUCACUCAGAUGCCAUUCACCACGGAAUUCCUGAAGGCACAUACGUAAAAUUUGUGUAUUGGCAGGAUUUUGACGACUGUCUUAAGCAAUACAACAAUACGAGCACUGUCUUCCGAGUUGUUGAAGCUCCCAAGAUCGAGGCUCGGAUUCGACUCGGUCCUACUCCGGUCGGCUUUGUAACUCGACGUCCGCGAACACCUCCAUCAACAGGUCUAUCACCGACUGAUGAGAAGUCUAUCUACUGUGGUAAUCUACCCGAAGACAUUAGCGAAGCGGAGCUGCAAAAACUAUUCGAGAGCUAUGGACAGAUCCUAAGUUGCAACGUCAUCCGCAAGCCAAUUAUGGGUGGUCAAGGCUUCAACAUCUUCGGUUUCAUCGAGUUCUCCAGUAAAGCGGAAGCUAAAGCAGCUGCAUUGGUCGAAAUGGACAUCCGUGGAAAACGAAUUCGAGUGGAGCGAAAGGAGUACUCUGGCCGACGAUUAGCUCGACUCCAACCUGCUUUUCAGCCGGCUUUUGAAGAGCGACCACGAACACGUGCCUGGGGACGACCACCCAACGUCUACCAACCACCUGGUGCUCAUCUGCCUUAUGGUUUUCAGCCGUUCUACAUGCAACAGCCUCCGUCUGGCUAUUCUCCGUACCACCAGGGUUACGGUUGGCCUGUGAGUCCUCCCCACUCGGCCUUGCGCCGUCGUGGCAACACCUCUGGUAACUACCUUACUGGUGCCCCUCAGGUUGCUCAACCAUAUGCUCCUGCUAGCCAUUCUGUCUUCGGUGCUCUAGCUCAGCAGAUGCGAGAUAUUGAAGCUGAGAACAAUCAGUACUCUGCUCGACGCUAUCUGUAG
Molecule: messenger RNA, 1746 nt
Organism: Lithohypha guttulata
Lineage: Eukaryota; Fungi; Ascomycota; Eurotiomycetes; Chaetothyriales; Trichomeriaceae
Exons: 4
Coding region: 1-1746 (581 amino acids)
Cellular component (GO): nucleus
Molecular function (GO): mRNA binding
Source: RefSeq, a predicted model, not a curated record